GGAUGGUAUACAUUGUUCUUUCAAGGUUAUUGAAAAGAAAGCCAAGCCCCAUAUUCAAGUCGAUGUUGGAGGUGGGCAGACAAAAACGUUUGCUCCUGAAGAAAUCUCUGCUAUGGUGCUGACGAAGAUGAAGGAAACAGCAGAGGCCUACUUGGGGAAGAAAGUUACCCAUGCUGUUGUUACUGUGCCAGCCUACUUUAAUGAUGCGCAGCGUCAGGCUACAAAAGAUGCUGGUACCAUUGCUGGGUUGAAUGUGAUGAGAAUUAUUAAUGAGCCAACGGCUGCUGCCAUUGCUUAUGGGCUGGACAAGAGAGAGGGUGAGAAGAACAUCCUCGUGUUUGACUUGGGUGGUGGAACUUUUGAUGUUUCCCUCCUCACAAUUGACAAUGGAGUCUUUGAAGUUGUGGCUACUAAUGGUGACACUCACCUGGGUGGAGAAGACUUUGACCAACGUGUUAUGGAACACUUCAUCAAACUCUACAAGAAGAAAACUGGAAAAGAUGUUAGGAAGGAUAACAGAGCUGUGCAGAAGUUAAGACGUGAAGUGGAGAAAGCGAAGCGAGCCCUGUCAUCUCAGCACCAGGCCAGAAUUGAAAUAGAAUCCUUCUUUGAAGGAGAAGAUUUCUCAGAGACACUUACUCGAGCCAAGUUUGAGGAGCUGAACAUGGACCUGUUCCGUUCCACUAUGAAGCCUGUUCAGAAAGUUCUGGAAGAUUCUGACCUGAAGAAGUCUGACAUUGAUGAGAUUGUUCUUGUUGGUGGCUCUACUCGCAUCCCCAAAAUACAGCAACUAGUGAAAGAGUUCUUCAAUGGGAAGGAGCCUUCCCGGGGCAUUAAUCCGGAUGAGGCUGUGGCCUACGGCGCGGCUGUCCAGGCUGGCGUUCUCUCUGGGGACCAGGAUACAGGUGACUUGGUGUUGCUUGAUGUCUGUCCUCUGACACUUGGCAUUGAGACAGUUGGAGGCGUGAUGACUAAACUGAUCCCAAGAAACACUGUUGUUCCCACAAAGAAGUCUCAGAUCUUCUCCACGGCUUCUGACAAUCAGCCAACUGUGACGAUCAAGGUCUAUGAAGGUGAGCGUCCCCUCACCAAGGACAACCAUCUUCUGGGAACGUUUGAUCUCACCGGAAUCCCUCCGGCCCCUCGCGGCGUCCCCCAGAUCGAAGUGACCUUCGAAAUAGACGUGAACGGGAUCCUCCGCGUCACGGCUGAAGACAAGGGCACUGGCAACAAAAACAAGAUCACCAUCACAAAUGAUCAGAACCGCCUGACACCAGAAGAGAUCGAGAGGAUGGUCAACGAUGCCGAGAAGUUUGCAGAGGAAGACAAGAAGCUUAAAGAACGGAUUGAUGCCCGGAACGAGCUGGAAAGCUACGCUUAUUCCCUGAAAAACCAGAUUGGGGACAAAGAGAAGCUGGGUGGCAAGCUCUCAUCUGAAGACAAAGAAACCAUCGAGAAGGCCGUAGAGGAAAAGAUCGAGUGGCUCGAAAGCCACCAGGAUGCAGACAUUGAAGACUUCAAAGCGAAAAAGAAGGAGCUGGAGGAAGUUGUCCAGCCCAUCGUUAGCAAGCUCUACGGAAGCGCAGGCCCUCCCCCCGGCGAAGAGGAAGCAGGAGAGAAGGACGAGUUGUAGAUACCUGGCGCCUCUGAAUGUUGUGUGUGUGUAUAUAUUGGACUCAGGAACACUUGUUUAAAAUAUUGAACUCUUGAUUUGGAAUGUAACUUUUGAGUCUUCACUCGCGAGUGGAGCUGGAAAUGCUAAGCCCCAAGUGGCUGUUUACUGCUUUUCGUUAGCAGGUGCUUGAUGUCGAGGGAAGGGUAGCUGGGGGGGGGGAGUGUAAAUGCAAACGGGGUUUAGGAGUAUCGGCAGCCGAAGCGUUCUAUUUAACAACCUGGUCAUGUGAAUUUGGUGUAGAACUUUUCUACCUGAAGUGGCCACAAUAAAUUUGUUAUUUACACUGGA
Molecule: messenger RNA, 1963 nt
Organism: Athene cunicularia (burrowing owl)
Lineage: Eukaryota; Metazoa; Chordata; Aves; Strigiformes; Strigidae
Gene: HSPA5
Product: heat shock protein family A (Hsp70) member 5
Exons: 6
Coding region: 113-1633 (506 amino acids)
Biological process (GO): cellular response to unfolded protein; protein refolding; endoplasmic reticulum unfolded protein response
Cellular component (GO): cytoplasm; membrane; endoplasmic reticulum chaperone complex
Molecular function (GO): misfolded protein binding; ATP-dependent protein folding chaperone; ATP binding
Source: RefSeq, a predicted model, not a curated record